AUGCUGUCUGUACAUUCAGAAAUAGAUUCAAAUAUAGCAGCAUCAGUGAAGUGGGCGUGGGCUUUAUCGAUCUCAUUUGAGAUUCAGAUACCAGUACCCACCAAUCCCGAGGGAAGCUUACGGUCGAGUUAUCACAAAAGCGCCACCCAACGUCGUCCGUACUCCCGACUAUGGCGAGGAUCAAAUAGGAAAGUCCAAGAUGCGGAUAUAUUGAAGUCUUUUAUUCGGCAAGACGAGAAUGAUAAAUAUAAGAUCCAUGCAAUGAAUUUAGAAAUGCAGAACGAGUGGUUAGACAUAGGAGAUUUUUGCAUCCCAUUAGCAUUAAAAUGGCGCACUUUAAUUUAUGAUUGGUCGCCAGCAUUGCUAAAAUUCUAUCUCAAUGCGUUCCAGAUGACUCUCCCAGAUCAGAGUAAUUUAGUAAGAUGGGGUAAAAGUACCGAAAAAACUUGCUAUAUCUGUGGAAAGGCAGUUGGAACUGCUAAGCAUCUGCUGGUGGGAUGUAGGGUACUCCUGGACAGCGGUCAAUACUCGCGUCGUCACGAUAGGGUUCUAGAAGUCAUACGUUUUGUGAGAGAAGGCACUAGGGCUACAAAAUCAAACGUCAAGCCUUACUCCAUCCUUAAAGCGGCGUCGGAUUGGACUAUAAUGAUGGACACGUAUGAAAAGCAAUAUAAAAUCCCCGAGGAUAUUUGUGCGUCGGUCUCCAGACCGGAUAUAUUUUUGUUUUCGCGAAUUCUAAAGCGCGUAGUGAUGAUAGAGCUUACGGUCCCUUGGGAAACCAACAUCCCCAAAGACCAUACCAUCAAGGUCAACAAAUAUUACGAGCUCACAAACGAACUCACUCGAAAUAGGUUCGUAGUAGAUUUGUACGCGGUAGAGGUGGGAGCGAGAGGUAUAACAGCGAAAUCUCUCUACAACCUACUAAAGGACUUGGGCUUGUCCAGAACUCACAUUAAUGCAUUCUUGGAACGUAUAUCGAAGGCAGCCCUAGUAGGUUCUUUUCAAAUUUGGUUAGGUAGGGAGAGGAGCUUGGACAGUGGAGGUGAGCGUAUAACGCGCAUGUUUGGUAUGCUGAAUGUGCCUCAAACAUCUGGUAAGGUUCUUCGUUACUCCGGCCCCUCCAGACAACGUGGGGGAUCUACUUUCAUGGUUCCACCACAGAGAGACAGAUUCGAAGCGCUGAAAAAGCUAAUCCGACAAGAACAUGUUCGUGAAUUACAGAGGAAAUAUGAAACUGAGCAAAAACAAGAACUAAAGGAGAUUGCGGCGGGACGAGGGGGUGACGACUACGUAUAUGGGACUUAUGGUGAACAGGAGCCAAGGGGUUUGCAGAACUUGGAGUAUGCUGAUGAAGGAGGAGCUCAUUGGCAGCCAGGACACGGAAAGAAACCUCAAACCAACAGCCGUCAGGUAUCCCAAUUCUCUCGUUACUCCGACGUGAUGUUACCACCCGUACGUCGAACAUUCUACCAUCCGUACUUCGACUACGUACUACCUGAAUACGUACCGUACGGCUAUUGA
Molecule: messenger RNA, 1521 nt
Organism: Danaus chrysippus (African queen)
Lineage: Eukaryota; Metazoa; Arthropoda; Insecta; Lepidoptera; Nymphalidae
Source: the annotation of a GenBank genome assembly